AUAUUACCGGUUGUGUGUUAGUUUGAACCUUGAUUAUUUUUUUAACAAGAAUAUUUGUGAUGUUUUGUAAUUUUAAAAAUCAAUUAACCGUUCGUGGAUGGUACAUUUGAGUUUAAUAUAAGUUCGCUGUGUGUGUUAAGGGGAUUUCGACUGGAUUUUAUGUAAUGUUUUGUAUUUAAAAUAUAAAGUUGUUGUGAUCGAUAAAAUUAUAUUUGGCGAUCUUUUUGCUGUGGCACUCAUAUGACCUGGUGAUUGCUUAGCCGUCUGCAUCAGCUCACCUAUAAGAUAAUGCGUGAGAUGAAAUCAUAGUCACAAAGGCAGCCAAACCGACCAUCAUGGAAGAUAAAGACAAGGAUGAGGGGCCCGGCGUGCCCGACAUGACGAUGAUGCCGCUCAUCACAGAAGACGCUAUAAAUGAAAACCUCAAGCGGCGAUAUAAACACGACCUUAUAUAUACGUAUACAGGUUCAAUACUUGUGGCAGUCAAUCCGUACAAGGAGCUGGGAUGUUAUAAUUUCGAGGAUAUGCAAAAUUACCGUGGCAAAGCGUUUGGUGCUCUUUCUCCACAUGUCUUCGCAUUAGCAGAAUCAGCGUACAGCUCGUUACAGAAUGGCGAGAAAAAUCAAUCAGUCGUGAUAUCGGGAGAAAGUGGUGCCGGGAAAACGGAGACAACAAAACUAAUUCUUCAGUACCUCUGCGCGGCUGGUGGGCAGGCUUCGUGGGCUGAACAGCAGAUUCUUGAAGCUAACACUGUGUUAGAAGCGUUCGGAAACGCAAAGACAGUGAGAAAUGAUAAUUCAUCGCGUUUCGGCAAGUUUGUUGAAGUGCGACUCGACCAUCGUGGAGGUAUAAGAGGCGCAGUGUUGAGAGAUUUUCUUCUCGAACGAGCGAGGAUCACUGGCCCAGCGCCGAGAGAAACCAACUAUCAUGUCUUCUAUCAGUUGGUAGAGGGCGCAAGACAUAAUGCAGAACUCAAAAACAUCCUUCGCCUCCGAGAUGGUGUCACCUUCAAGUACCUUCGACCUGAGGAUGAAGAGGCAAGAAGUCGUGGUGGGGAACAAGGCAAGCUGGAGGCGUUACAACUGGCCCUAACAGUGCUCCAAGUGCCACCUCAUAUGUGCGAAGGCUUAUUCAAAGUUUUGGCUGCGGUCUUGUGGCUGGGAAAUAUACAGUUUCAGGAUAUAGACGGUGAACGUACUACACUGGCCCCAGAAGACGCAGAGGCUGUAGAUGCAGUAGCUAAUUUAUUAGGAUUGGCUCCGCCCACAGCACAACGAGUACUAUUGGAGAGACAGAUCAACGUGCGAGGGAAUGUCACGGAUAUUCCGUUUAGAUUGCCCGAGGCAAGAGAAAACCGUCACGCUAUGGCCCGUGCUCUAUACUCUCGUACAUUUGCCUGGCUGGUCCGACAUGUCAACAGCUGUUCUGCACCUGGACGAGAGGCGAGACGAGCUUUAGGAGUUCUAGACAUUUUCGGCUUUGAGAAUUUCGCAUCUAAUUCUCUUGAACAGCUAUGCAUCAACUAUGCGAAUGAGAAGCUUCAUAUGUUCUUCAACAAUUAUGUGUUCGCGUUGGAGCAAGAAAUUUAUCGUCAGGAAGGUAUAAUAUACAACCAAAUACCAUUCACGGACAAUGCGGCCUGCCUAGAAUUGCUCGAGAAACCACCGAGAAGUCUGCUCAAAUUGCUCAGCGAACAAUGCCAUAUGCCUAAGGGCUCCGAUAGCGCCUACCUAACAAACAUCCAAGGCGAAUUCGGCGAACAUCAGACGUUCGUGAAAGGAUCCCGUAGGAAAUGGGAAGAGGAAUUCGGCGUGCAACAUUAUGCGGGCACGGUUACGUACAGCGUACACGGGUUCGUCGAUAAGAAUCGAGAUACCCAACAAGACGCGUUCAUAGACCAUCUUAGCCGAUCCGCUAAUCCAUUUGUACGGGAAUUGGCGGAUUAUGUACAGGAUUUGGCACCUCCUGGACAGGACGUUUCUCUAUCGAGUCCCGGUUCAACAAGUACAACACAACGAGGCACUUCUAAAGGACGACCAACGGUUGUCGACACGUUUAGAGCGCAAUUGCAGUCUUUAGUCGAUAUGUUACAAGUUACUGAUGUUUGGUACGUCCGUUGUAUAAAGCCGAACGAAAACAAAGUGGCUGGCAAAUUCAAUGAAAAGCUCGUGUUAGAACAACUCAGAUAUUUGGGCAUGAACGAGAUUGUACGGAUCCGAAGAGACGGUUAUCCGGUUCACUUACCAGCACCGCUGUUCCGAGCUCGUUAUAGAUGUCUCUUACCUCAUCCGAGGCCACUAGAACCGGAUAUAACAGACAUUAUGUUACUCGUAAAUGCACCGAAAGACGACUGGCAAAUUGGUCAUACAAAAAUAUUCAUGAGGAGUUCAGUACACGCACCUCUCGAGGCUAAAAGGACAGCGUUGCUACAAUCUUCGGCGUUACUCAUUCAAAAGUGGUACAAAGGUUCGAUAUCGCGUCGUCAAUAUCUUCAAUGGCGGAAGGCGGCUAUCGUACUUCAGGCAGCGUGGCGAGGCUGGUACGAAAGAACUGUCUUUUUGCGACUUCGAAGAGCUGCUCUUACACUGCAGAGGCAUCUGAGAGGGGCCUUUGCGAGAGAAGUUGCUGCUGCUUUGAGGGAAAUGAAGAGAGUCAAUCAGGAGAUGAAAUUGAGGGAAGAGAGGAAUAGCCUUGCAGAAAAAGCAGAAAAAGAGCGCGCUGAAUUGGAAAGUAUGGCGGAGAACUUACGAGGUAUAAACUGUUCCGCUCGUGCAGAAUCCGUCAAUUUGGACAAUCUCUUCGAUUUCUUGGCGGAUGUGCCUGCCCAAAGGGGCGCGCCGGAUGGACAACCAGCUCAUCAACCAACCAUCAACGAGAUUGGGGACUCGAUUGAACGGCUGGCUGAUGACUUGAAUCAGGAGUUGGAACACGUCCUAGCAGAAGAGAUGAGUGAACUAAUUAAGCACCCAGACCAACGGAAGCCUGAUGGUGCACCAUCUGAUGCCCUUCCACCGCCACCACCACCCCCAAACUCACUACCCUUACACUCUAUACUACAACCGGCGACACCCGUCUCCAUGAAUGGUAUUGUCAAUGGCUCACCUGUGAAUAUGACGACAUCAAUGAACGGUCGCAUACCGAACGGCGAUGCGAUGUCAUCGUCUCUCACUCUCCCACCACCUCGGGUAUCAGAGCCAUUGGUGGAAGGCUCUCCUGCCUUCCCGUCACCACCACAGUGCUCUUUACCGGAACCGGCGGGACCUCCGCCGCCUCCCCCUGUCAAAGAUACCACACCACCAGAACUGACAAAUGGCAUCGUGCCGAACGGGAAGCUUGCUGUUAUUAAAGACAAAGAACCUAUAUACGAAUCUGUUAUACCGAGACCAAAUGACACGGAACCCGUCAUGCCGCCGCCCCCACCACCGAUUUAUCCACCAGAAAAUAAUGGCUUACCAAACAAAACGUCCGAAAUGGAACUGGAAGUGCCAUUACCGCCAUUGCCGAGUAAUGUUACGUCACCGGAACAAGUGGAAACACCUUCUGUUGCAAUGGAAUGUAUAAGUCCACCGCCCAUGACAAAUGGAGAUGUUAGUAAUACAGAAAGAAGCGCUCGUAGAAAAGAACGAGUGGAACGUCGGUUACAUCAACUCGAAGCACCAGUUAGUACUGAUGCACCCACAGAUACUGACUUGACUGAAUUUGCCAAACUUUACUUCAACGACCAUCCGCGAUCACCUGAAGGUACAAUAAUGGCAACAUUAACACGUAAAAGCAAGUCAAUGGAGCUGCUGACCAAAGAGGAAAUGAUAACAUACCACAAAGGCAAUAAUAUACCCACAUCACAUAUACAACUUCAUGACCCAGAUAGCGUGACAGCUGCGGUUAACAUUUUUAGAGAUCUAUGCCGUUACAUGAGAGGUGAGCUUACAUCUGAGAAAGAAACACAGGUGAUUCAAUCUAUCAUCUCCAAAGGCUUAGAACGCGAGGAACUCCGUGAUGAAAUCCUAGUGCAGUGUGUUCGGCAGAUAACUGAAUGUCCUGUAGAGGAAUGGGCUGAACGCGUAUGGCUCAUACUGUGCUUGUGCGCGGUUGCCUGGCAACCGAGUCGUGGACUGGCGCGAUACUACUGCGCAUGGCUUCGUAUGCGCGCGAAACCCGUGUUAGGUUCGCCCGGGGCUGGAUCUAUGACGUCAGUGGGAUCUGUGACGUCAAGCGCACGCGCAUCCCAUUGUGCGCAGUGGUGUUUGGAUAAUUGUAGGGGAGCAGCGCCCAGGCAGCUCCCGCCUAGCACAGUUGAAAUUGCUGCAAUGCGCCGUCUCGGCACAAUAGUCUGCCGAUUUUUCUUCCUCGACGGCAGGACAAAGGCCAUCGACGUACAUCCUGCUGAUACGGCGGCAGCAGCAGCCGCAAGACUGGCCGAUAAGCUGGGAUUGCCGCCACAGGCCCGCGCCGGUUGGGCCGUAUACCAGCAACGGGCUAGUACCGAAGAGCAUGUUAGAGCUACGCAGUACCUGUAUGACGUUAUUGCUGCUUGGGAGAUGCAACAAGGACCUGGUGGUGGAUCAGCUGAUAAUCGAUUCGUGUUUAAAAGACGUCUCUUCCGAGGUGGGCGUGAACUUCCACAUGACCCGGUAGAAGUCGCUUUGCUGUAUGCCCAAGCUGUACAUAGUGUUGUCAAGAUGGACGAAUUCCCCGUAUCAGAAAAAGUGGCUUUACAAUUAGCGGGUUUACAAGCACAAGUGUCGUUAGGCGAACCUGCCGCUAGUCCACCUCCACCUCACACCCGGGCCUAUUACUCGCAUCCUGAACAAUUCCUUCCACCGCGAAUAGCUAAGACCAGGCCGGCACAUCAGUGGGCAACAAUAUUAGCCCAAGCUCACAGACAAUAUGGCGCGGGUAGAGCUGAGCUGACGGCAAAAGCUCUUUAUCUCUCUUGUGUCAUGCAGUACCCAUUGUACGGAGUCACUUUAUUCCCCGUCACCUAUAAAGGAUAUUGGGCACACGGUCCAAAUGUGCUACUCGGAGUGGGGUCGGAAGGGGUCGUUUUAGUUCGACCGGCUGAUAAAGUGGUUUUAGCAGAAUACCCAUAUUCAAACAUCGCAGCGAUACUCAUGGACCCUGUGGAUAACGGACUUACCCUCAGUCUGACGCAUCAUGGGCAGCAUGACGGUCUUCGGUGUAUAGUCCUCGAAUGUGCCCAAAAACAAGAAGCGGCGUGGCUCAUGGCGGCAUACAGCCCCACCCUCAGUAAUAGCCUGUCAGAGGAACCACCUAGGCGUGCGGCCCCAGUCAGCGAGCGUACACGUCUAGCGGGCGCAUUAAGAUCAGCGCGUCGUGCUCUUAUCGAUGGUGGGCUUUUAAGGCGACCACCGGAUUUGUCUGCUGGUGGUUUCUUGAGAAAUACGCUAAGAAGGCUAAGCAAGCACCGGUUAGAACGAGUUAGACUCGAUAUAUCAGCGGAAUCUCAAGGCGAAAGCUACAAAAGCUUCUCAGCGGCAUAUUGGUGUUGGGCCCGUACGUUGCCUCAUUCGCUCACUAAACUCAAUGAAGCUGAGGAAGUUGCUGCUAUGCAGAUCUUCAAGGACAUAAUGAGUCACGCGGGCCUAACCAGCAACGAAGGCAGCAGCAGUAACCUCGCCAGUAACAGUAGCGUCAGCAGCCACGAAAGCGACAGUGACGAUAGAGUGGCACUCGCGCAGUCACUGCUGCAACGAUGUCUACAGAAAGACACCUUGCUUUGUGAACUGUACAUGCAACUUAUAAAACAGACAACAGACCAUCCAGAACCCAGUUCCCGUGUAUCAGCGCGACACUGGGCAUUGCUUUGCGCUGCGGUUGGAGCCGCUUUGCCCCCUGCGAAGCCUCUGCGGAGGCUGUUAUUAGCGCAUUUAAGAUACCGAGCUGCCGCAUUACAUACUGGGGAAGAGGGAAAGUUUGCUAGACGGGCAGAACAGGUGGCACUAAGCAUAGCCCAAGUACCGAGACGGGUAGCAGCACCUUCCAAAGAGGAGUUGCUUUGUGCGGCAGCGCGACGGCCAAUGCAUGUCCGAGUGUUGUUACUGGAUGGAAAACAACACGGACUUGUAUUCGGACCGGCAGCUACAGCUGACCAUCUCGUGGCCAUGCUGAGAGAGAAAAUUGGACUUACUGAUACGGCUACUGGAUACGCCUUAUACGAGGUAUGCGCCAACUCGUCCCCAGCGGGUACGGGCGAGCGUGCAUUGGGCGGUGCCGAACGUGUUGGAGACGUACUCGCUCGAUGGGAGAAGGCCGGCGCCACUGCGGCCGCUUGCAGGCUAGUAUUCAAGAAACGCCUAUUCCUUGGUGACCGGCCACUUCACAGUGCUUGUGGGGCGGAAUUAGAAUUAUUGUAUUACCAACUGCUGCAUGCUGUGAGACACGACCGCCUGCCCAUUGAAACUGACGAAGCGGUAAUGGUAGCGGCACUCCACGCCCAAGUGGUGAAAGGCGAAUGUUCUGGAGGUGAGGAAUGUGCCGCGGCGGCGGUAGCGGUACUUCCAGCAAGAUUGGCUCCAGGCUUACCAGCUCCAGCCGUGCGAUUGCACCACCUGGCUUUGCGUGGAACUCCGCCUCAUGCAGCUAUGCAAAGAGCUUUGACGCUGGCUGCUUCGUGGCCACUCGCUAGGGCCACGAUAUUUGAUGUUAUGCAAUCAUUUACAUCGAACUGGCCUCGAGCCCUCUGGCUAGCGGUAGAUGCACGUGGGUUGACAUUGUUACGACGCGGGUCUCGAGCUGCGUUGGUCUCUCACGACCACGACCAGUUACUGGCCGUGUCUCCAGCUCCAAGAGCUCUAUUACUCGUCACAAGGGCUGACAAGAAACACGCCAAGCUGGUGCUUUCUACUGACCAGGCAUACCAGAUUGCGACACUGAUAAAGGACUACAUAGAAGCAGUGCGGGGCCCCGUGUGCCCCGCGGUGCCACAGCCAGGUGGCGCUCCACCCGCGUCCUGACAUCCGCACGCCUAGUGCCAUUGCUUCCACGUCAGCCACUGAGCUACGGCCGGUGACGGCUACACGGUGUGACUGGGAUUGACGACCGUACCUUACUUUGGUAUUGCUGGAAAAUAUUUUUUUGCUGGAAAAAACUAUUUUUUGCUAGAAAAUACUUUCUUUGCUGGAAUAUUUCACUUUUUUGUGGGUAAAUACUUUGCUGGAAAUAUACUUUUUUGUGGGUAAAUACUUUGCUGGAAAAUUUAAUACUUUGUUAAAUCACGCCAACGACUUGAAAACACGGGUUGAAACUGAUCGUUUAAACUCUUUUCUUAUCCAUUAACUUACUUAAAGCCUCCAUUUCUUUUGAAUGCUAUUUCCCUAUCACAUCUGUGUCAAAAUAAAUAUCUGACAAUUGUAUUUGGGGCUGUACGUUAAUGAAUAAGACUAUAUUUACACAAAACUAUCACACACAAUAUCUGUGUCUCUUUGAGUUUAUAAGUAACAAAAUUCAUUUGUUUUUGUAAUUACGAUUCUGAUUUUUGAGAGCAAAUGAGAUAUCAUAUGCUUAGUAUUAACACUAAACUACGUAGUUAUUGUAGAAAUAAAACUUCUGAAAAUCUUUGCCUCUAUCGCUACUUCAUUAUCCCUCGUAACGAAAUAUAUCUUUUCAAUAUUUUCCUUCCAAUUAUUCCUUACUAUCGUCGCUUAAUUUCAACUUUAAAAUCUAAUUUUUACAGCAACUAUGAAGUUUAUUCUUUAGAUAAUUGUUAUGUAAAUCGACAUCAUGGUAGAGUUAUCUACCUUUAAAUGAUUUUAGUAUGCCUAGAUAAUUUUGUAUUAGCGCACUUUAUUGUAGAAUUAAUUUACGGUCGUGAAGUAAAUGUUUGUAUAGUCUUUUAAACUAAUUUUACGCUAGAUAUAUUUAAACAUGCUAGUCUUUGUAUUGAUUAGUUAGUAAAAUCUCACCUUUGUUCCAUUUACUUCAAAGAUUUGACAGGAAAAGAUGGAUAUUCGUAGCCAGAUGACGGGGAAGCAAAAGCGCGGGUAACCUUAAUCCAUAGAUUAUUCCUCUCUCCUCACGUCGUUACACGUGAAUUACAGUGUAAUGAACUGCAUAAAUUAUAUCAGUAUUAUUAAAUUAAAUGUUUUAUGUGAACAGUUUAAUCAUAUUGUUAAGAAUUGGUUGUUAGAUAGUAUACAAAUCUUAUUCCCCUUUUAGUCUGUGCUUAACUGUCUAGAUGUCACCGAUUUUUGGAUCUAAUACGAUUAGAAUAGAGCAUAACAUUCUUUGGCGAGGUAUCGAAUCGUUAAUAUCGACAGUACAAGGCUGUUAAAUGCAUUCAAUUUCCUCCAGCGUCUUUAGGUCCCUAUAGAGCUAGAACACACUCUAAACCUCAUAAUAUUACUUAAUAUGAUGUUAUAAUAAUCUCUGUAGAUGAAUAUAUAGUUACUACAUCCUAUUCGUAAGAAAUCAUAUCAGCUAAUUCCUACUGUUAACCCUCCUUUGCUUCGGUGAAUUUUCCUGUACUGUUGAGUACGUAGUAUAGUAUAUUAUAUGUUUUCGAUUGCGAAUGAUUUUAUUCUGAUGUCUUAUUUUGUGCCUUGUAACGCAAUGUCGCUGACCGGCCAAAAUUUAAUCAAAAUAAAAAUUUAGCUAGUGUAAAAUGUUAAAGAAUCAAAGCUUUUUUGGCGUCAAUUACUCUAAAUCAAAAUGAUUUGUUAUUUACUCGCCGUCAGCGCAUUUGCAUAUAAUCAGUGAGCCAGCUGCAAAUAAAUUAAAAUUGUUCCAAAUAUAUCUUCUAUCUUGCAUAUUAUGACACUAUAUUGCACAAUGUUAUGUCUCAAUAUUUUAUAAUAAAAUAUAUAAAUAGUAGAUAAUAAAAGUGAAGCAAUUCAUGCUUCUUUAAUAUUAAAUGUCUGUUUAUUUUGAUUUAGGCCUAUUUGGUGCUUAGAUAUAGCUACGAUUGAGUUUUUGAUCUCAUAUUGAGUAUUAUUUAUUAUAUCAUGAAUAUGGUCAAUAAUAUUUUUUUAUUUAUUUCGAUAAUUUGUAUAUAAUUGAUAAACCAAAGACUUUGAUCCCUUUGGACACAAUUUUGUUUGACAUUUAUACACUUUUAGUUAUUUUUUAAGAAUAUGUAUAUAGAGAUAGACUAACUGUUAGAAUUACUGACAAUUGGAUAAAAUAUAUUAAAAUUUGAUGAAAUAAGAACACUGUUAUACUCAUGUUAAAUCAAUGAGAAUAUAAAUAAAUGUUAUUGUACUGAAAUGACAUAAUAUUGCUAUAAUUUAACAUUAUACUGCAAUAUUUAUUGCAGAGGUCUAAAUAAGUAUGUAUGUAAAAAUCUCACACAUAAGAUGUUUCGAGAAACAUCUGGCCGUCAAUAUGCAUAGAGUUGUAGGCAUUAAUCAACAUUGUGUAUUUGAAAUAUUUCAUUCAUUUAAGUUUGAUUUGUUAAAAUCUGCAGUUUUAUUAUAAAUGUAAACAUAAUGUGACAAUGCUUAUAGCAGAUUUUCUUCCAUUAAAAGGACUGACAGUUUUUAAUCAUUUAUCAAUAUUUUUAAAUUGUUUGGUUAACAAGUGUAUGUUAUGUGUAGAUUUAAGAUAUUUAUGAACAAUAAAACUGAAGCACCAUAAUACUGCCCAAAUAGACUGAUUAUGUCCAAAUAUUUUUCUCUUUUGAUGAUUUUCUGUGUUAACUAAAUGUCCCAACUAAUUAAAUGCCAAAUAAAUGAAACAAUAAAGA
Messenger RNA from Pieris brassicae (large cabbage white), 9700 nucleotides. It is a transcript of the gene Myo81F, whose product is annotated as myosin-I heavy chain. Lineage: Eukaryota; Metazoa; Arthropoda; Insecta; Lepidoptera; Pieridae. Gene Ontology annotation, molecular function: protein binding; ATP binding; cytoskeletal motor activity. The coding region runs from base 336 to 6974 and encodes 2212 amino acids. Gene Ontology annotation, cellular component: cytoskeleton; myosin complex. The transcript is spliced from 41 exons. The record is from RefSeq and is a predicted model, not a curated record.